AUGGAAAACUCCUCAUCCAACAGCUUCAUAUUUCAGCUGGAGGGCCUGCAGGUGUCUGGGACUUCCAAGUACCCCAUCUUCAUCUUCCUGCUUCUGUCGUACGUGUUCGUCUUACUGGCCAACGUAGGCAUCACACUGUUGAUCUGGUCGGAGCAGAGCCUCCACCAGCCCAUGUACCUGCUGUUCUGUAACCUGUCCGUCAACGACCUGAUGGGAAACUCCGUCCUGAUACCUCGUGUGCUCGCUGACAUUCUGGUGCCUCCGUCCGAACGCCUCAUUCAUUACUACGAGUGUGUGAUCCAGGCUUUCAUCACUCACAUGUUCGGUACUAACGCUCACACAAUGCUCAUGAUUAUGGCCUUCGACAGAUACGUGGCCAUCUGUAACCCGCUGCGCUACUCGGCCAUAAUGACCAGUCGUAUGGUGAUAAAGCUGACGGUCGGUGCUUGGGGUACGGGGUUCGUAUUGGUGGGGAUUCUGCUCGGUCUGACCAUCAAACUGAAGCGAUGCAGGACAUUUAUUGCGAACAUGUACUGUGAUAACGCUGCUCUGUUCAAACUGUCGUGCGAGAACGUGUUCAUCAAUAACGUGUACGGUCUGCUGUACACUGUGGUCCUGCUGACCUUCUCCAUCGGCAGUAUAAUCCUCACUUAUUCUAAAAUCACAGUGACCUGUCUGACCAGUAAGAGUAAGUCUCUGAACAGUAAAGCCUUUAAAACCUGCAGCACUCACCUGUUUCUCUAUCUCAUCAUGCUCGCCACCGGCCUCAUCUUUGUCAUUCUCCAUCGCUUCCCUAUGUACGCCGAGUGCAGGAAGUUUAUCGGCAUCAUGUUUAACGUGAUCCCUGGCAGCUUUAACCCUGUCAUCUAUGGGCUGCAGUCCCAGGAAAUACAUAAGUGCUUGUCAAAUAUAUUUGAAUCAAGAAAAGUUAAAAAGUAA
Molecule: messenger RNA, 939 nt
Organism: Sphaeramia orbicularis (orbiculate cardinalfish)
Lineage: Eukaryota; Metazoa; Chordata; Actinopteri; Kurtiformes; Apogonidae
Product: olfactory receptor 146-like
Exons: 1
Coding region: 1-939 (312 amino acids)
Biological process (GO): G protein-coupled receptor signaling pathway; detection of chemical stimulus involved in sensory perception of smell
Cellular component (GO): membrane
Molecular function (GO): olfactory receptor activity; odorant binding
Source: RefSeq, a predicted model, not a curated record